Dothidotthia symphoricarpi CBS 119687 is the source of this 873-nucleotide messenger RNA. RefSeq lists its product as uncharacterized. The transcript is spliced from 3 exons. The coding region runs from base 1 to 873 and encodes 290 amino acids. The record is from RefSeq and is a predicted model, not a curated record. Gene Ontology annotation, molecular function: protein binding. NCBI's taxonomy places the organism in Eukaryota, Fungi, Ascomycota, Dothideomycetes, Pleosporales, Dothidotthiaceae.
AUGGACGCACCAAUGCUUGAACUCAAGUCCGCACUGGCAUCACUUUUCGAGUGCGGCAAAUAUUCAGAUCUGACCAUUGUGUGUGGGGGGAAAAGAUACCCAGUCCACCGAGCACUUAUUGCGACUCGAUCAUCUUUUUUUGAGGGGGCAUGCCGCAACUCCUUUCGAGAGGCAGACACUGGAGUAAUCGACCUGACGGAAGACGAUGCAUCUGCCGUCGAGCACAUGGUACACUACUUCUACCAUCUGGACUAUCUCAGCAAGCCGCUAUCCCGCCGCUCCUCGCAGCGAUCGGCUAGACCUGCCUCGCCACAGUCGCCACGCUUUUCAAGACGCCCUGCGGCAAAAAAGCUCAAUCUUGCCCUUUUGGAAGACCCGCUCCUUGCGUCGGCUGCCGCUUUCCACGGAUCGAUGCCGCUGACUCCUCCUGCGGACGAACCCUCAUUUCAGUCCCUCGACGUGUUUAGCAAGAUGCCUGGCACACCGACGACCGAUCAGGCCGUCGAUGAUGAUCUUGAAAGCGUGCAUUCUGAAUCAGAGCCCGACACAGAAAAGGCGCACCUCGUCACACACGCCAAAGUUUACGCCAUCGCAGAGAAAUACGAAAUCGUAGGCCUAAAAGCGCUUUCGCAAAGCAAGUUCGCCCAGCAGCUCCAAUUGCACAUCGACAGCGCCGAAUUUCCAGAAGCGUGCCAAGAAGCAUACGAAUCAACCUUCCACACAGAUCGAGGUCUGCGCGACAUCAUCAUCCAGGCCUUCCGCACCAAUCCGGCUCUGUCGAUGCGCCCAGAUGUGGAGAUGACGCUCAGGGAGACGCCUGGUCUGGCUUUUGAACUUUUCCGCAUGGCGAGCGGGCUUCCCGUUGCGUCUUGA